AUGCCUGCGGCACCUAUACCCAUCCGGACCGACUUGGUCAUCAGACCAGCGCCCUCGGAACAUGUCAACGCUUCCCCCAAGGCAGUGGUAAAUACAGCAAGACACAAGCACACUCGAUCUUCUUAUUCAGAAUCAUCGCCAAUUCUUUCAAUGUCGAGAAACAACUCCCUGAGUUUCAGGCCCCUCAAGCGCUCAAUGCCUACCCCAGAUAAGACAAUUGCUGUCAUUAAUGCGAGUGGCCGCCAAGCAGCUUCAUUAAUCCGGAUAGCCACUGCCGUCGGCUACAAAGUUCGCGCGCAAUUAAGAAACUUGGAGGGUGUAAUAGCCGCCGAGGUUUCUACCAACCCCAACGUCACAGUCUUCGUCGGGGAGCUGUACCUCCGAAAGAAGCCGGAUGAUAACCAAGAUGUCACCGCCAAUGGUCACAUCCCGGGCAUUGUCGUCAACCAGGACCUUAUCUCACAAGUGUUUUCCGGGGCGCAGCUAGCAUUCAUCAACACCACAUUCUACGGCAACGAAGUCCAAGUUGGCGAGGCAAUUGCAGACACCGCAAAGAGGGCCAGGGUUCAGCACUUUGUCUAUUCGUCAAUGCCCGACCAUGCGGCCUAUAAUCCCGAUUGGCCCUCGUUGCCUCUUUGGUCAGCCAAGCACAAGGUGGAGGAUUACAUUCGACAAAUAGGACUCCCCGCCACCUUCGUAUACACUGGAAUCUACAACAACAAUUUCACCUCCCUGGCCUAUCCACUUUUUUGCAUGGAUCUCCAACCCGACGGAUCAUUUACAUGGCAAGCCCCUUUCCACCCCCAUGCGAAGUUACCAUGGCUUGACGCCGAGCACGAUGUCGGCCCUGCUAUUCUGCAACUUUUCAAAGAUGGAGCAUCGAAGUGGAACGGUAAGCGCAUUGCUUUGGCAUAUGAGCACCUGACCCCAUUGGAAGCCUGUCAAGCCUUUGAGAAAGGUCUGGGUCGCCGUGUACGCUACAAGCGAGGCCCGAUCGAGGUCAAAUGCAAGAUCCCGGAAGGAUAUCGGGACCAAUUAGUGGCUCUGGAAAAGUUGUUCUCUCCAACACAGAGUGAUCCGGCAAAGCAACCUCCCUACUUUGGAGACCGCGAACUAGAGGAUAGCUGCCCAGAGAGUGCAUUGGCCCUCUGGGAAGGUCCCAGAGGUCUUGAGGAGUACGCGGGGGAGAUCUUCCCACUCGAGGAGGAAGCGAAUGGAAAGACAUGGAUGUUUGAUGAUGAGGAAUACGAAGAGCCAGCGGAGAACGAGGUACCCUCGUUAGAUGACGAGGAGCCCGACAGUGAUGAGUCGUUCGAUGAAGGUCUCGUCAUGCGAGGUCUGAAGAGGGACGAAGAGCAGUGGCUCGCAUAG
This is a messenger RNA of Truncatella angustata, 1371 nucleotides long. RefSeq names its product NmrA-like family-domain-containing protein. The record is from RefSeq and is a predicted model, not a curated record. The transcript has a single exon. Lineage: Eukaryota; Fungi; Ascomycota; Sordariomycetes; Amphisphaeriales; Sporocadaceae. Bases 1 to 1371 code for a protein of 456 amino acids.